Hyalella azteca is the source of this 4895-nucleotide messenger RNA. It is a transcript of the gene mesh, whose product is annotated as protein mesh. Bases 171 to 4025 code for a protein of 1284 amino acids. Lineage: Eukaryota; Metazoa; Arthropoda; Malacostraca; Amphipoda; Hyalellidae. The transcript is spliced from 20 exons. The record is from RefSeq and is a predicted model, not a curated record. Gene Ontology annotation, biological process: cell-matrix adhesion.
GUGCGCUGCACACCGUGACACUGUUCAGUCGUCACGAUCAAGUGGUUGUUCAAACCACCUACAGAUGGAAUAUUCGUUUAAGGAGCUAAAAACUAGCUUAUUACUCCAGAGAAGUAAAUAAGACCACACUGACACUGCUUGUCUCGCCUAGCGAGCUGAAUUUGGCCAAGAUGGGCACGACGCGGUUACGUGACGUGCCCUGGUGGUCGGUUGCUGUGUGCCUGGUGCUGCUCGUAAGCAUCGGUGUCACCGCCGACGAUCAGGGAGACUACAACUCGCUUACGGAGUCGCGGCAGAACUACGUGGACGCUCAACAGAGAGAAGCUGCCCAGGGAGAAUAUGACCCUAUGACGUCACGCAUUGCGCCGUCAACUUCGGACGACAGGCCGUACGCCAUCAGUCAAGAACGGCUGCGAGAGAUCCGAGCUCGCUUGAUGUAUCCAUACUACGAUAUGGACAAUCAAGGCGGCAAAGGAGACCUGCAGGAAAAUAUCAACACACAUAACUCACAGAUCAACAAACAGCUCACCUUCCUCCUGCCAUUCUUCGGGUUUGGUCUCAACUAUACGUGGGUAUCUCUCAAUGGAUACUUGGGCUUUUCAAACGCCCCUUUCAGCUACGGUAGUUACCCACUAAAGUUCCCAGUCGCCGAAUGGCCGACUAUUCCGGACCCGUCUUUCAUCGGCCCGUUUUAUUCCAAGUGUCUCAUUGGACAACUAAAAUCUGGGGAACCUGAGCAGCAACAACCAGGAGUGUAUUGGAGACUGGAACGUGACCUUCCUACAAGAAACGAUCGCAUGGCCGUCGAAAUCUUCGAGAGGAUCAAGUGGGACAUCAGGACAGGCAUGGUGGGGGCCGAGAUUUUCAUCCCGAAGCACCUCAUCACGGUCACCUGGAAGAAUGUCACGUUCAGCGGCGGUUAUGCCAACUCAAACGCAAAAAGAGUCACUAACACCUUCCAACUGCUGGUGGUGACAGACGAGGUGCGCACCUACGCAGUGUUCAACUACGAGAAGAUGUCGUGGACGUCCCACACCGAGGCGGGCGGCUCGGCUGACGACGGUCAAGGCGGAACACCUGCUUACGUUGGCUUCAACGCAGGCAACGGCACCCGUUCAUUCGAGUACACCCCCUACAGCCAGAGUUUGUACAUCCGCGAUCUCGCGGUCGCCGGGCGCGCAAACGGCCUUCCUGGCCGCCAUAUUUUCCGUAUAGAUGAGGUCAUCCUUCCAGGGAGUUGUCGUCGAGAAGAAACCUUAAAGGAAUACCAGUUGACUUUCUCGCCGGAGCAAGCCAACAUGAUGGGUGGGACGAUUGUCAACAUCACAGGCCCGUGUUUUGAAACGAGUUACCGAGUGCAGUGUCAGUUCGACACGACCACCGUCGAGGGCCACGUGAUGGACUCAAACACGGCCGUAUGCAUCACACCUCGUCUCUUCGUAUCGGGCUACGUUUCGUUCUCUAUCUCGGUCAAUGGAGGCCCGUUUUAUUGGAAUGGAAGAUUUUUCAUUGAAACGCCACUGACUGCCACUGAAGGCAUUUGGUUCACAGACAAGUCGUACGAAAAUCAAAAGGUAGAAAGCUUUCAACUACAAUGGCUUUCUGGAAACUUGACUCAGCGAUAUGGAGCACAGACCACAGUUUCACUCUGGGGGUAUAGAGAGAGAAGCAUCACGCCGGAGAUCGUCUACAUCGGCGAUAUUAUAACAACAUCCAAUGAUAAUCGAGAGAAGGAUCCGGUGACCAUCGAUACCUCAGCUUUCAAGAACUUAGACUUGACCAGCGUCAUGGACUUCGAGAUGGGCUUGCUUAUGGCAAAUCUAACACAGAUAGAACCGAUAUACGGAUUGAACCAAUCACCUCAACUUUGGUCGCGUCCGAUUCCUCUGGCGUGGUACUUCAACAGUCAGUGGGAGCGAAGCUUUGGCACAAACUGGCCGAUCGCCAUGUGCGACAGAUGGAUCGAGGGCGACAGGAACCUCAGGAACUUUGCUUUUGAGGCUCCACGAUGCCCGUGCCUCUUGAAGCAGGCCAUCCAAGACAAAGGGAGAUUCUUGCCUGACUUUUCUUGCGAUGACUUCGGCAACGCUGAAUGCGCCUAUCACUUCGGUUCCAUCCACUGCGUUCGAUCUGCCCUUCCAAACAAGGAUGGCGCGGGGCAGCAGUGCUGCUACGACCGCGACGGUUACCUCAUGAUGACCGCGGACACCAUGUGGGGGGGCAACCCGCACAGGGCACACAACCUGGGCAAGACGCCCUUCAACGAGGCCAACAAGGUGCCGAGCUUGUCUCACUGGUACUACGACGUGAUCCCGUUCUACACUUGCUGCAAGUGGCAGAGCGAGCAGAGCCCAGGCUGCACCACCUACCGCUUCGAGCGACGAGCCUCACAGGACUGCGUCGGCUAUCAAGUGCCUACAGUCGCGACGGUAUUUGGCGACCCGCACUUCUACACUUUUGACGACACUCAGUUCACCUUCAACGGUAAAGGCGAGUAUGUUCUUACACGCGUGGACUCGGUGCGUCAUGUUCUGGACGUGCAAGGCCGCUUCGAGCAGAUCGACGAGAACUACCUCGGUGGAGCGAAGGCUACGAUGCUGACCGCCGUCGCGGCCCGGGACAACGUGUCGUCUGUGGUGGAAGUGAGACGGCGGCCGCUGGAUGCCAUCUGGCGGUAUCAUUUGGACGUGAUUGUUGAUGGUCGAAGAGUUUACUUCGACAAAUAUUCACUGAAAAUCCAGCAGUUCCGAGAAUGCAUCGUGUACACUCCGAGCAACAUCCUGAACCAGAGUCAAGUGAUCAUCAUGUUCUCAUCUGGUGCCGGCAUCGAAGUGCAAGAAAAUCAUGGUUUCUUGGGCAUGAGAGUCUUCCUUCCUUUAUCGUUUGCUAACGCAACGCGAGGCUUGUUCGGUAACUGGACGUUUGACCCCGAGGACGACUACGUGUUACCGGACGGAACGCAAGGGCCUUACUACGACACCAACAACUUCAAGACGAUACACGAGGAGUUCGGCCUAGAAUGGGUGCUGGAUGACAAGGAAGACGAGUACAAAGGUAAAAGUUUGUUCACUCACGACUUCACCCGAUCUAGUAACUACUACUACGACGCAGACUUCGUUCCGGAGUACAACAGGGAUCCUAAACUGAGCGACAACUCAACCACCGACCCACGGGAAGUGGAGCGCGUUUGUGGCGACUCCUACCAGUGCAACUUCGACUUCGUGACGACUCUUCGGCGCGACUUUGCUGUGAUGACUAAAUACUAUCAGGACCAGUUCGUCAAUAUCAAAGACUACGGACUACUGCCAGUGAUAUCUUGUGGAGCUCUGCCCACUCCUCCGCAUGGCAGGAAGUCCACGUUCAACUUCUUGAGCGGUGCUGAGGUGAAGUUCGACUGCGACCCUGGCUACGUUCUUCUGGGCGAGCAGAGGCGCUGGUGCUACGCGUCGGGUGACUGGAACUGGCCUGAGGAUGGAGAGGCCACGUGUGUCACCGAGCGUGAAUACAGAACCAUGCGGCAAGGUGUCGUGGCUGGCACAGUUCUGGCAGUUCUCGUGCCCGUCGUGAUUGCAAUCGUUUGCUUCGCAUGCCAUCUUCGUGUGUCUUACUUAGAAGAGAAGGAAGAAGAUCAGUUUAAUUACAUCGCCCCUCCUCGACGCCAGAGCCCAGUGCAGUCCGUGGUAUCGUCUACGGCCAAGAAAUCUUUCUCGAAUUCGACAGGCUCGAAAGCUUCAUCAGGUUAUCCAGCCAUUCAGAUGCAGGAUGCACCUGACGUCUCUUCAGUACCAUUGGAAACGGCUACUUUAGUUCAUGGUCGACCGAGGUUGCCUCCCUCCGCCCCGGUGCAGCAGGAGUAUGGGUCUGACAGCGAGGCAGAGAGAGAUGAUGACAGUGUCGCCGCAUCGUCGUUCGACGGAGACUAUGAUACGAACGAACCUCUGAACAAUCAACCCGUCAACUUCACGAACGUCUUGUGGGAAAUCCCACCUCGCCAAAAUUCUUCUACCGCUGAGAGCGUCGUUUAAGAUCUCCAUAUUUCCUUCCAAUCCUUUUACUGAUCAAAUGGAAGCCAAUCGAUGAUUCUGCUUCAUUGCUGGAGCUUGAUUACAAUCCUGAAGUUUUAUAAAGGAAGUAAUGCUGCCACAAGUUGAAAGCGCACUAGCAGUUCAGAAAAAAUUCGUUGUCUUUGGACAUAUAUCUGAUUAAUUUAGGCCUUUGGAUAUGAAUUAACAAUGAUCUCACUAUUAAAAAGCCAAAAUUUAUUCUGUCACGAAUGAUGAACCGCUUUAUAAAAACUCACUAUAGUUUUAUGAAAUUUAUCCUUCGUCUAUCUCUUAUUUGAGGCCAAAAAAUUGCAAAGAUAUCUUAUAUUUUCCCCGUGAAUUAUUAUGUUUAGACUGCAACAUUAAGAACAUUUUCGAAGAAUAGCGAUCGAAAACGUAGCUUCUUUAAUUUACUGUAAUUUAAUUAAUGAUUAAUUUUAUUAGAUUUAGUUUUUAGCGCACAGUACGCACUUUUGAUUCUCUCUAAUAAUGAUUGAAAACUACGAAAACAAUAAAAUGUGAAUACAACUAAAUUGACUAUUAGGAUAAAACAAAACCGACCAUGAGAUUUUGAUUCAACCUCUUGACUACUAACCGCUCGACGAUAUGUGUUCAAUAGAGGAUAUGUGUGAGAAUAUCUGUUGCUCUGGAGGCUAUUUUUAAUAACUGUUUCAUGAAAGUAGCAUUAUAAGCUAUGUUGUUUGACGUAUGAAAAACAACAAGAUCAAUCAAGAAAUAAAUCUGGCGUGACGAUUAUAUGAGAGAAUAGCUCCAUGAUCUACAAUUUUCCACCUACUUCAUUGAUGUUCUGUUCCUAAAUUUUAGAUUUUUGAGUAAUAAAUUCUAUAAGAA